AAGGAAGUAAUUUACACGAUCGGUAGCACGACAAAUAAGAUAUGGCACAGGUGUUGGCAGUACCAGGUGAUGUCAGACAUGGAUUUUCGUAUGUAAGCCAAUUCAACCACAACUUCGGCCGGAUUACUGGAAUAGCAGCUACAUUAAAGGGGAACAUUUUGUUAUGCGACUAUGAUAAAAAGAAUCUGAUAUUAGUUGAUCCUCUUGGAAAUUAUUUAAAGAAGCUUAACGUAGACAGUGAACCGUAUGAUAUUGCUAUAACAAGUCAAAAUAUAGGCUAUAUUACACAACCAAAUUCCCGAUCCGUCCUACAAAUUGACCCUGACAGAAUGGUUGAACUCUUCCAUGCAACAUGCAACGAACUAAGUACUACUGUGUUUUGUGUUUCAGCAGUCCCAAAUACUGGAAGGGAUUAUUCAGGCAAAGUUCCUUGUUUCUUUGGUGUUAAUAUACAUGGUUUGAUGUACGCUGUUUCUGUCAAUUACGAGAAGAUUAACCUCACAGACAUAUCUAAAAAUGGAAGCAUAAUUGGUACACGUGUUGUAAAGUUCCAUACAGUUAAUAAAGAUGCUUGCUUAUUUUGUACAGGCGGUCAAAAUUAUAUCACGUAUAUCAAUAGUUGGGAUGGUUCAAAUAAGAUUUAUAAUAUUGCCACCAUAGAUACACCCACUGACAUAUGCUCCGACGACAACGGUCUCAUCUACGUCAGUGGACAGGGAUCGAAUAACAUACACAGAUUGGUUUGGGAAUCAAAAAAGACGAAGAUAGGAGAUACCAGGAUACGUACAUGGUAUAAACAGGAACAGGAUUAUAAAGUAUUAGACAUACCAUUGGAUUCACAUCAUGGAAUCAAGGAACCUGUCGCCUUGUGCUUCAACAAAGAUUAUAGUAAACUGUAUAUUGUCAAUGAAUGGGGGAAAUCAGUUUUGGUUUUCGAUGUUAUCUGAUCAAAAUUAGUGUUUGUCAAAUUGCUAUAAAUCCAAUGAAAUUAUUACUGUUCAUUGCGUGGUUCAAGUUUCUUUCUAUAUUUGUAAAGAGUUCAAUGUAAAUAUUUUGUUAAAUUUAAAAAAAAAAUAUUAAAGAGUCAAAUAGUAGUAUAUUUAAGUCUAAGUGUUGGGUACCCUUUAGUUGGUUUAUGUUAAUUGUACUUAUUGUUAAUAAUACUACAAACUACUCAGAGUCUGAAAAGACCAUAUUUUGUGCUCGACCAGAAAAUCAAGCACAUAUUUUACUCGUCUAGUCUAGACAUUAUCUCGACAGUACUUAACUGUACUCGACUUUGGUCUCGACUUUACUUAAUAAGCCUGAUUCAGUACAUGAUGAUCCGUGUGUAGUCUGAAAUGGUCUCGACCAAGGCUCGACCAGUCUU
Molecule: messenger RNA, 1369 nt
Organism: Mytilus californianus (California mussel)
Lineage: Eukaryota; Metazoa; Mollusca; Bivalvia; Mytilida; Mytilidae
Exons: 3
Coding region: 42-947 (301 amino acids)
Source: RefSeq, a predicted model, not a curated record